This is a messenger RNA of Talaromyces stipitatus ATCC 10500, 1070 nucleotides long. RefSeq names its product ATP synthase oligomycin sensitivity conferral protein, putative. The transcript is spliced from 4 exons. Gene Ontology annotation, biological process: proton motive force-driven mitochondrial ATP synthesis. Gene Ontology annotation, molecular function: proton-transporting ATP synthase activity, rotational mechanism. Bases 114 to 794 code for a protein of 226 amino acids. Lineage: Eukaryota; Fungi; Ascomycota; Eurotiomycetes; Eurotiales; Trichocomaceae. Gene Ontology annotation, cellular component: membrane. The record is from RefSeq and is a predicted model, not a curated record.
ACGAUGAACCGUCACGAUCAGCUUCUUUCAUUGCAACUUCCCCUCCACCAGACAAUCGACUGUCUGGUAAUUCGCAUUUCCUCGAGAAUACACUCUCAGCUCACUACGUCACGAUGUUGUCCGCUCGUGUCGCCGCCCGCGCUGGGCUCCGCAACUUCCAGGUUCCCCGAUCGGUUGCUGUGGGAGGAUUGAGGACUUAUGCUGCUGCUGCUCAGCAGGAUGUGCGACCUCCUGUUGCUUUGUAUGGUGUUGAUGGUACUUAUGCCAAUGCAUUGUACACCGCCUCCGCAAAGACGUCCUCGCUCGACUCAAUUGCCAAAUCCCUCUCCCAACUCGGCGAAGUCUUCAAGAAGGACGCAAAACUCACCACCAUCCUAAACGCACCCACCCUCAGCGUCAGCGACAAGCAACAAAUCAUCAAGGAAUUGCAAACCGUUGCUGGAGGCGACAAGAACGAUAUCCUCAAGAACUUUUUGUCUACUCUUGCCGAAAACAAUCGUUUGGGAUUGUUGGAGGGUGUUAUUGAGAAGUUUCAGACUUUGAUGAGUGCGCACAAGGGUGAGAUUGAGUUGAGUAUCACUAGUGCUCAGGAACUCGACACCAAGUCCAUCCAACGCAUUGAAAAGGCUGUUGCCAAGUCCGAGAUCAGCCAGGGCAAGAAACUCAAGGUCGUCACCAAGGUCAACCCUGAUGUCCUCGGCGGCCUCAUCGUCGAAGUCGGUGAUCGUACCAUCGACCUCAGCGUCUCUUCCAAGAUCAACCGUCUCAACAAAGCUCUUACCGAUGCUGUGUAAAUUACUCCUUACUUCCUCACUAUAUUAUAUUAUCCCAAACACUUUUUUUGUCUGAAUUAGAAUCAUUUGUUAAAAUACUAUUUCUUUUGUCUUUACUUUUCAUUGUUUGGUCUUUCUGAGUGACUUGUAUACAGUAGAACCUGGCUAUAACGAAUAGAAGGCCUCUCAGGGCCCUAGUCAAUAUAUCCAGAAGAUGUGGGUUCAAUUUAGGGAUGAAGGGCACUCCUAAUGUAUUAAUCUAUUUUAGUAUUAAUAGAUUGGAUGCUCCUCGGUUCC